GAUUCUUAUGAAAUCUGUUGCUGAGAUGAACAAGAAGCUGGACAUUCUUAUUGAGUCAUCCCAAGGUGGUCUUACUCACAAUGGAUCUCAGUCUGAAGAUGCUCUUCGUACUUCAGAAAAUGAGGAUGAUGAAGAUUCCACUUCGGAGGAAGACGAGGAUGAUAAAUUCGACGAUGACAAAGGAGAUGAUCAUCAUGACGAUGAAACUGAUGAUGAUGAUGAUGAUCUGGGUGGAGAUGGUGUUGGUGCUGGUCAGGAUGAGGCUCACACGGGCGAUGUUCGUAACGAUGAGGGUGUUGUUGUCCCCGAGGUUGUUUCGAGGGAUGAUGAUACCGGCAAGGUGGAUGAUGCCAAGAAUUCUGACCCUGUGGAACCUAUUGCAGAGAUCAAACAGCCUGAACAGUCUCAAGGUGGGGAGGACAACAUUGAUGUUGAUGCAACAAUUGCAUCUGCUGUUAAAGCUGUGGAGAAUUUGAUUGGUUCCUCAACUAAUGCCCCUGCUCCUGUUGAGACUUAUGAGAAGACUGAUCUUGAAAUGGUUGUUUUUCAAGAGACUCCUACUUUACGUCCUCAAAAGAGGGAUCGGAAGAAAGGAGCUGUUUUGAAAUCCCCAUUCAUUGAGCUUGCUUCUGGUGCAUCUAAAUCAGGUUCAUCCUCAGUUUCUCCUGAUGAUUCUGUGUAUAAGGUCGUUAAAUAUGUGCGUGGUUUGUGCCCGUUGGACAACAAGAUUGGUGAACCUGUCGAUCCGCAAUUGGAAGCUGAGUUUGUCAAGUGGGUUGAUACAGGUCUUAGAAAGCAUAAAUCUAACACAACAACUAAUGUGUAUUGUAAGGGUAAGGACACAAUAUUUCCGCCAUUUCGUUUUGGUGUUGAGGACAUCAGCAACAAGAUGUGGUUUCACAACCUUGCCUACCCUAAUUGUUUCCUUACCAAUUCUCACAUUGACAUCAUUUUCUAUUAUCUUCGUAAGAAAAUAAUGUACUCAGCCGAGCCGAAAAUCAAAGUCACCACAAUUGAUUGCCUGUUUUGUUCUAGCAUAACAACUUUGUAUGAGAAGUUUGUUGAGAAAAACAACGAUAUAUCGGUGUUGUCUCUUUCUCACAAUGUGGCCCAGUACAUUCAAGGUGGUAAGAUAUUAUGUGUCACUCCUUGGCAUUUGGUUGAUCAUGUUGUUAUGCCUAUCAAUGUAAAAUUACAGGAUCAUUGGAUUUGUGGUCGUCUUAACAUAGUUGACAGGCGCAUAUAUCUGUACAAUUCAUUGCGUUCUGGGAGGUAUAUGACAGCUGCCAAAGAGGCUUGCAAGUCUUUCUCUGUUAUUUUACCAUAUUACUUCUCUAUGUUAGACUUCAAAGGCCUUCGCAACGAAGCUAAGUUUAGCACUAUGGAACCUUUCCCUAUUGUUGCUGUUGAUGGUUUACCCGAGCAGGUCACAGCUGAUUGUGGUGUUUUUGUUGCAUCAUUUGCUGAGUAUUUCAUUGAUGGCAAACCCAUCCCAUCCUCUGAUUUUGAUGUGGAAAUUCACCGCGAUCGUUUGGCUGUGUUAUUUUAUCAAUAUGGGAUGAAGAAGCAAACUGAGAACAUUGAAAGUGAAUCCAAGGCCCCUCCCAGCCUUCCCAAGAAGUGAUUUGUUUUUUCAAUCAGACUGUCAUUGUUCUUAUAGUUUUUUAAUGUUGUUUUAAUGUUUUUUAUGCUGUUUUUCUUAAACAAACAUUGGUGUUCUGUUGUGUUUCCUUACGUUUUGUGUGGACAACAUGUAAUCUUUUUAUUUUUGUAUGUUUUUUCUUAUUAUUUUUAUGUACAAACAAGUUAGUAUGUUAAAGUUGUUUGUUUUUUCAUUUCACAUCCCUUCUUUUUUUGUUUUUUUUUCUUAUAGUUUCUCUGUUUUUUUGAAUACAAAUAUUAAUUUCAGUAUUAAAAACACAAACUGUUUCAAUAACAAACUUCAUAUAUAUAUUCAAUUUAGUAUCCAACAUCUUUUAAUAUCCAAUCUAAAGUAUCAACAAUUCCCAAUGUAAUCAAUGUUUUUCAAAUAAAAAAUGUAUUCCCUUUGUAUUUCAGAAAUUUAAAUUCCUCAAUA
Cannabis sativa is the source of this 2077-nucleotide messenger RNA. RefSeq lists its product as uncharacterized. The record is from RefSeq and is a predicted model, not a curated record. The coding region runs from base 8 to 1624 and encodes 538 amino acids. The transcript is spliced from 7 exons. Lineage: Eukaryota; Viridiplantae; Streptophyta; Magnoliopsida; Rosales; Cannabaceae. Gene Ontology annotation, biological process: proteolysis. Gene Ontology annotation, molecular function: cysteine-type peptidase activity.